This is a messenger RNA of Eublepharis macularius, 1929 nucleotides long. It is a transcript of the gene ABCG4, whose product is annotated as ATP binding cassette subfamily G member 4. Lineage: Eukaryota; Metazoa; Chordata; Lepidosauria; Squamata; Eublepharidae. The coding region runs from base 1 to 1929 and encodes 642 amino acids. Gene Ontology annotation, molecular function: ATP hydrolysis activity; ABC-type transporter activity; ATP binding. The transcript has 14 exons. Gene Ontology annotation, cellular component: plasma membrane. The record is from RefSeq and is a predicted model, not a curated record.
AUGGCCGAGAAAGGUCUGGACUCCAGCUGCGUCUCCAUCGCCUUGGAGGACCCCGUGUGCAACUCUGGGUCCCAGGAUGCGCCCCUCCUGACCACUCACCUGAAGAAGGUGGAGAACCACAUCACGGAUGCGCAGCGAUUCUCGCAUUUGCCCAAGCGCUCGGCCGUCGACAUCGAGUUUGUUGACCUCUCCUACUCUGUCCGCGAGGGGUCCUGGUGGAAGAAGAGAGGAUACAAGACUCUGCUGAAAUGUCUCUCUGGAAAGUUUUGCCGCCGUGAACUUAUUGGGAUCAUGGGCCCUUCUGGGGCGGGGAAAUCGACCCUCAUGAACAUCCUGGCUGGUUACCGGGAGACAGGCAUGAAGGGCCAGAUUCUGGUCAACGGGAGGCAGAGGGAGUUGCGCACUUUCCGAAAGAUGUCUUGCUAUAUCAUGCAGGACGACAUGCUGAUGCCCCACCUCACCGUGCGCGAGGCUAUGAUGGUAUCAGCAAAUUUGAAACUCAAUGAGAAACAGGAAGUGAAGAAGGAGCUGGUGAAUGAGAUCUUGACAGCACUGAGCCUUCUAGAAUGUUCCUACACCCGCACCAUGUCCCUGUCUGGGGGACAGCGCAAGCGCCUCGCCAUCGCUCUGGAGCUAGUCAACAAUCCCCCGGUCAUGUUCUUUGACGAACCCACCAGCGGACUGGACAGCUCCUCCUGCUUCCAGGUGGUCUCGCUGUUGAAAUCCCUGGCCCAAGGAGGCCGCACCAUCAUCUGCACCAUCCACCAGCCCAGUGCUAAACUCUUUGAGAAGUUUGAUAAGCUUUACAUCUUGAGCCAGGGGCAGUGUAUCUUCAAGGGAGCUGUGCCCCACCUCAUCCCCUACCUAAAAGGGCUGGGCUUGCAUUGCCCCACCUACCAUAACCCGGCUGAUUUCAUUAUUGAAGUGGCCUCAGGAGAGUAUGGGGACCUCAACUCGAUGCUUUUCCAAGCCGUCCAGAACGGGCUGUGCACCAUGGCAGAGAAAAAGGACAGCCCAAACAAAGUGGAUUCCUCCUGCCCUGGACGCUGCAUGGCGGAUUUGGAUCACAUUGAGAGCCACACUUUCGCCACCAGCACCAUGACCCAGUUCUGCAUCCUCUUCAAGAGAACGUUCCUGUCCAUUUUGCGAGACACGGUGCUUACCCACCUGCGGUUCAUGUCGCACAUCUGCAUUGGCGUGCUGAUCGGCCUGCUGUACCUGCACAUUGGCAACGAUGCGGCCAAGGUCUUCAACAACACCGGCUUCCUUUUCUUCUCGAUGCUCUUCGUCAUGUUUGCUGCAUUGAUGCCCACCGUCCUUACUUUCCCCCUAGAGAUGUCUGUGUUUCUGAGAGAGCACCUGAAUUACUGGUACAGCUUGAAGGCCUAUUUCCUAGCCAAGACUAUGGCGGAUGUACCUUUCCAGGUGAUCUGCCCAAUCGUCUAUUGCUGUAUUGUGUACUGGAUGACAGGCCAGCCCCCCGAAGUCACGCGCUUUCUGCUCUUUUCUGCACUGGCCACCUCCACCGCCUUGGUGGCCCAGUCCCUGGGGCUUGUGAUCGGAGCAGCUUCCACCUCCUUACAGGUGGCCACUUUUGUGGGUCCUGUCACAGCCAUUCCGGUCCUCUUGUUCUCUGGCUUUUUUGUCAGCUUCAAGACAAUCCCCACCUACCUACAAUGGAGUUCGUAUGUCUCUUAUGUCAGGUACGGCUUUGAGGGCGUUAUCCUCACCAUCUACGCCUUGGAACGUGGAGAACUAGAAUGCAAAAUAGAUGACUGUCCCUUCAAGGAUCCCACCAAGAUUCUGGAAGUCAUGGAUGUGGGGGAAGCCAAACUCUACGUAGACUUCAUCGUCUUGGGGGUUUUCUUUGUCAUCUUGAGGCUUCUGGCCUACCUCAUCCUGAAGUACAAGGUGAAGUCCGAAAGAUAA